AUGGCUUCAAUCGAGGACGCCAGACUGCUUGUAGAGAAAAAGGACUACUCCAAUGCCGAAGAUACCUACCUCAAGAUACUGAACGAUACCAAGUCGGGUGGCAAAACGGGGGCCGCAAGCCAAGCUCAGACACAGCUCCAAGAGCGCUGCAUUGUCGAGUUGGGAACUCUCUAUGGGCUCUCAAAACAAUCAGAAAAGCUGGCCAAGUUUAUCCCAGAGGCAAGAGACAUCAUGAUGCAGUAUGCGAAAUCUAAGACCGCUAAAGUGCUCAAGACCCUUAUUGAUCAAUUCGAACACAUCCCAGAUUCGUUAGACACUCAAAUCAGCGUGUGCAUAGAUUGCAUCGAGUUUGCUACUCGUGAGAAACGUGCGUUUUUGAAACACGCCCUGUCGAUCAGACUUGCCACACUGUACCUCUUGAAAGCCCAGUACAACGACUCGCUUCAGCUCAUCAACGAUUUACUUCGAGAAUUCAAAAAGCUCGACGACAAAUCGUCUCUGGUUGACGUUCAUCUAUUGGAGGCCAAGGUCUACCACAAGUUGAGGAACAUGGCCAAGGCCAAGGCUGCGUUGACCAGCGCACGCACAGCUGCAAACUCGAUAUACUGCCCCACUCUGACCGUGGCGGACCUAGAUUUGAUGAGUGGUAUUUUGCACUGUGAGGACAAGGACUACAAGACUGCGUUUUCCUACUUCUACGAAUCCUUUGAAGGCUACCACAACCAGUCGACAAAUUACCAAGAAAAAGCGGCUCAAGUUUUGAACUACAUGUUGCUGUCGAAAAUCAUGUUGAAUCUUAUUGACGAAGUCAACUCGAUUCUAAACGCCAAAUACACAAAAGAAAGCUACCAGUCGCGUGGCAUCGAGGCCAUGAAGGCUGUCGCCGAAGCAUACUCACAAAGAUCUCUACUGCAGUUCAAUGCAGCUCUUAAGAAAUACGAAAAGGAACUGAUGGGCGACUCGCUCAUCAGAUCCCAUUUCAACGCGCUUUACGACACACUUUUGGAAUCGAAUCUAUGCAAGAUCAUCGAGCCAUUUGACUGUGUGGAGUUGCGUCACAUCAGCAAGAUGAUAGAGCUCGACAUCAAUCAAGUGGAGGGCAAACUGUCUCAAAUGAUCCUUGACAAGGUGUUUUACGGAGUUUUGGAUCAAGGCAAUGGAUGGCUGUACAUAUACGACACUCCUCAUCAGGAUGCUACUUACGAUUCUUCGUUGGAGCUUAUCGGUCAACUCAGCAAAGUUGUGGAACAACUAUUCGAGAAGGCUAGUGUUCUUAACUAA
Lachancea meyersii CBS 8951 is the source of this 1281-nucleotide messenger RNA. NCBI's taxonomy places the organism in Eukaryota, Fungi, Ascomycota, Saccharomycetes, Saccharomycetales, Saccharomycetaceae. The record is from the annotation of a GenBank genome assembly.